This is a messenger RNA of Aplosporella prunicola CBS 121167, 1524 nucleotides long. RefSeq lists its product as uncharacterized. The coding region runs from base 1 to 1524 and encodes 507 amino acids. Gene Ontology annotation, biological process: 'de novo' NAD+ biosynthetic process from L-tryptophan. Gene Ontology annotation, molecular function: heme binding; metal ion binding; indoleamine 2,3-dioxygenase activity. Lineage: Eukaryota; Fungi; Ascomycota; Dothideomycetes; Botryosphaeriales; Aplosporellaceae. Gene Ontology annotation, cellular component: cytoplasm. The record is from RefSeq and is a predicted model, not a curated record. The transcript is spliced from 2 exons.
AUGCUUCCACAGAUCCCGCGCCCAAGCGACUACGACGUCUCGGACGUCAACGGCUUCCUUCCGGCCGACAUCCCUCUGGAGUUUCUUACGGACCCUUACUACCGGCCGUGGGAGAGCACCGUCAACAACUUGCAGGCGUUGAUCCUGACCAGGAGACUGCGCGGAGUUGUCGACCGGCUGCCCGUCCUGUCGACCGACUUGCUCAGCAGCGAACCCGAAUGGCGGAGAGCAUACAGUGUAUUGGCCUUCAUCGCGCAUGCGUACAUCUGGGGUGGAGAGUCACCGGUCGAUGUGAUCCCGCCGUCGAUCUCCGCACCCUUCCUCUCCACGUGCCGCCAUCUCGAACUGCCGCCUGUGGCUACCUAUGCUGGCCUUGUUCUCUGGAACUGGCGUCCGCUGGACCCUUCGGCGCCCAUUGACAACCUCGAGAACAUUUUCACCCUGAACACGGCAACUGGGUCCUUGGAUGAAUCAUGGUUCUACCUUGUUUCGGUGGCCAUCGAGGCUCGCGGCGCGCCCAUUAUUCCCAUGAUGCUGGACGCCAUCGAAGCAGCCCGCUACGGAGAUAGCCACACCGUGACCGAGUGCCUGCGCUCCUUCGCUGAACGCCUUGACGAGUUGGGCACGCUGCUGCAGCGCAUGUAUGAGAACUGCGACCCCCACGUUUUCUACAACCGGAUCCGGCCGUACUUGGCAGGCUCCAAGAACAUGGCCGAUGCCGGUCUGCCCAAUGGUGUCAUCUUCGACGACGGUACUUCGAGCCCCCAGAAUUACGUCCAGUUUUCCGGCGGCUCCAACGCCCAGAGCUCCAUCAUUCAGUUCUUCGACAUUGUCCUGGGCAUCGAGCACCGCCCGACAGGCGAGAAGCCGGCCGGCAGCUCUACGACGCAGUCCUCUGAGCAGCAGGGCACGCCACCGCACCCGCCCACGCCCUCGCACAACUUCAUCAAGGACAUGCGCACCUACAUGCCCGGCGGACACCGGCGCUUCCUUGAGGACGUGUCCAACGUCGCCAACAUCCGCGAGUACGUCUCAGCGCGGCGGCACGACCGCGCGCUCUGCACGGCCUUCGACGCAUGUCUCGCGAUGCUGCGCGCCUUCCGCGACGUGCACAUCCAGAUGGUGUCGCGGUACAUCAUCAUCAAGUCGCGGGAGUCGGCCUCGCGCACCGGCGCCACGCCGCACCAGCGCACGAACCUGGCCUCGGCGAACAAGAUGCAGACGAUCACGGCGGGCAGCGUCGGCGCCGAGGCCUCGGGCAGCGGCAAGAAGGACCUCCGCGGCACGGGCGGCACGGCUCUGAUCCCCUUCUUGAAGCAGGCGCGCGACGAGACGGGCGAGCCCGCCAUUGACGCCUGGGCUAGGCGCCUGCUGGGCAAUGGGCCGGCGGACGCGGGCGGUCGCGGUAAGGGCGGCGCGCGCUUGACGAAGAUGGGCGAGCAUGCUAGUGGUGAGAUGACGACGGUGGGGUUGGCGGGCGUGUGGAGCGUCGAUGAUAGUGAAGGUGGCAUCUGCCAUUGGUAG